Molecule: messenger RNA, 357 nt
Organism: Cicer arietinum (chickpea)
Lineage: Eukaryota; Viridiplantae; Streptophyta; Magnoliopsida; Fabales; Fabaceae
Source: RefSeq, a predicted model, not a curated record
CAGGUUGAUCCUAUCAGUAACCUUCCAUUGGAAUGUGUGAUACGGAGAGUGUUCAAAAGUUCUGAUCGAGAUGAAUGUAUGUUGCUAUGUCCUGUUGACACGCCUGUGCAAAUAUUGAAGAGCACACGUGAUGGAUGGUACAGCAUUAGCGACGAGGAAGUUGAAUCUGUUCUACCUGCUGCAGCUUAUGCACUUGCCAAGAUACAUAUGCAUCUUGUUUAUAGUGGGUACUGUUACACAGCACGUGGCGGUUUUUGCUAUACAGAUAAAGAUAUACUUGACUUCCACACAGGUGAGGAUUUCUUUAUUUUCCCAUUCAGUUUGGAAUAUUUUCUUGUUUAAAUGUCCUUUUUGGCC